Molecule: messenger RNA, 1224 nt
Organism: Micromonas pusilla CCMP1545
Lineage: Eukaryota; Viridiplantae; Chlorophyta; Mamiellophyceae; Mamiellales; Mamiellaceae
Exons: 2
Coding region: 1-1155 (384 amino acids)
Source: RefSeq, a predicted model, not a curated record
AUGGUGGGAUCAGUGGAUCCCGCGCGUGUCCUCCUUGAGCGUCGCGAACGUCUGGAACCUGGCGGCGAACGACGGCGACGCCGCCGUCGCGGCGAGGACGACGAGGAAGACGACGGACUGCGCCGUCGUCGGCGAGCUCGGCGGCCGCGCGCGCGGCGGCGUCCCGAUUUCCUUUCGCGCCAAGGCGCGUUCUAUACACUGGUCCCCAUACGACCGCGUCGGCGUGGUGAACGCCGUUUCUUAAGGACUUCGCCCGGCGUUUCUCUCCGCCUAGGGUCCCUCGCUUUCAAUCCCCGCCCUCGGCGCCUUUCAACUCCACCUGACGCCUUUGACCUCCACCCCGACAUCGCUUCGUAUGGAACGGCCCUCAAGCUCUCCGCCGACCGCGACGCGAACGGGCGGCCGCUCAGAAGAUUCCUAACGUUCGAGAACAGAGCGACCGACGCGCUUUCGGACGGGCGCGGGGUGGCGCACGUCCGGCACCGCCUGACGACGGACUUCGUGCGCGAUAAUCGUUUGCGGUCUUUCCUCAGCGCGCCGUUCUUUUCGUUCGGCGAGGUGGAGGUGGUCGCGGAGUCGACGGUGCCGCAGGAUUUGCUCUGGAGGAUGACGCGCGCGUGGAGAGAUCGAAACGACGCGCGGGUCGACGUUCUUCCCACCGCGUCCGCGCCACGACGGCGUUGGAGCGGCGGCGAGCCGAAGACGUGCGUGGGGAUAUCGUUCAGCAGCGAGAGGGGGCGGAGCGUCGGGAUCGGCGGCGACGUCGACGUCGGGGACCCGUCGCGGCGGCGGCGGUACGUCGUGGAUGCGAAAAUUUCAGGCGCGCGCGCUGAACGAGGUCGGGGCUUCGCGGGCCCUCAGGGCGCGUUCGCGCGACUGACGCGGCGCGGCGCGGGGGUGUCGUGGGCGUUGACGUGCGGCGGCGACGCGGACCUCGGCGUCGAGUGGGGUCUGGACGUGAAGCGGCGGUGGAGGAGGAAAGACGGCGACGGCGACGGCGACGGCGGCGGCGACGGCGACGGCGGCGGCGACGGCGACGGAGACGGCGGCGGCGGAAAAGAAAAGGAAACGCCGUUCGUUUCGAUCUCGCUGCGGACGUCCUCGCGCGGCGGGCUCGAGAAAACGAAAGUGUACGUCCAACGCGGCGUCGAGUGACGCGCGCUUCACGUGUACCUUCGUAGGUAGAACUACUAGAAUGAAUAGGCAACUUAUGGUACACGUACA